UCCUUCCUUCCUUCCUCCCUCCCUCCCUCCCUCCCUUCUGUCCUUUUUAAACCUGGUGUUGUGUUUAGUAUUGAGUAUAUUUGCUGGGACAGCUCCAGUAAUCUCUCCAGCAGAAGCAUAUUUGUGUGCCAUUUUGGGAAUUUCUCUGAGAUAGGAAUCUUGAAGAUAGAAUUAAUUUCUAGGGGAAACUUCAUAGCCUGUGCAUGAGUGCUUUCUUUAUCACCUGUCUCCAUUUGGCAUUCGAAGAAGGUAAAUCAAAGUGCGCGAUUUGUUAUUCUGCUCCACUUGAGAGCUGAACUAAAUAACACUUGGUCUGAAAUUCUGAUUGAAGUUGUAGGAGGAUAUACUGUAUUUAAUUUAAUGCCCUUUAAUAGCAUCUUCUUGUUCAGCUCUGAUGCUGUCAUUUUAAAGGUUGGAUCAGAGUAGGCUUACCCUGUGGGGAGUGGGAGGAGUAAUAAAGGGGAAAAGGAAAGGGUGAUGUUAAGGAAAGGAAGGAAGCAAGGAGUUGUAAACUAAAUUCUUAAACCAUAAUAACUACAAACUUGGCCUGCUGUAGCCAAACAGUUGUGUGCCCUAAGGGCUCUCUUUGUGAUCAGGGUUUAAAAGGUUCCUAACACUUUAAGCAUAAACAUUGCAUGUGUCAGUUGAUUUGACUUUUUGUAUCAAGAAAUAAGAAGUCAGAUGAUUUUUUAAAGGAUCAAUUUGCUCUUUGUAGUUAUUUGCUCCAGUGAUGUAGUCUUCUCUCAAAAUUUAUGCCCAUCCUUUUCUUGAAACUUUAAUAAUAUUUUCAGGACAACUGUUGCAUACAAGUGUGUUUUUAAAAGACUAUAAAAGCUUAUUUUCGGUUGUGUUUUGUUCUACAGAUGAAAAAUGACCUUAAAUUACUGAUUUUAUAAUAGUUGAUGCUUUAGUGAACAUUUAUUACUGUUCAGAUAAGCUAACAAUCAAAAACCUGUAGAAGAAAAAAAGUGGCUUUAAAUCACUUUUCUUUAUUUAUGACUGGAAUGUAUUAAUGCAGUAGUACAAAAGAAUUUUUCCUAAAUAUUCAUAAUGUUCCAAAAUUUGAAUUAAAAUGUUUUCCCUUGACAUUGUUUUUGGUUAAGUCCAACUGUAGCUUAAUUGUUUUUCUUGAGCAUCUUGAAAGAGCGAUUUAAGAAGUUAUUAAGUUUAAGUUUAAACUUGGAUGGCUUUCUUUUAAACUUACAUAGGCUGCAGAUUAUAUAGCCCUAGCCUAGAUUUUUUAAAAUUUAUUUUUUCAUUCAUUUUCAUAUAUUACCAAGAAAAUUAGAGAAACAGAAAUGUCAUACAGGUAAUACCUUUAUGCUUCUUUGCAUAGCAUAUCACAGUAUCACAGCACUAAUGGUUUAAACAAAAAAAACCCCUCAUUUUUUGGGGGGAGUUAUUUCUACAGCAUAAGCUUAAACACAGCAAUGAUAAAUGAUGAUAUGCAUUGUCUAACACUUGCUUUUAUAUAAAUAGCUCCACAAGAUUGCUUAAAUGAUAAUCGAAAAUAUGAAAUAGGGUGGCCUUCAUAUCACAAGGCCAAGGGUCUACAAAUGGAAAAAACUGAAAUAAUGAAAUAUUUCCAAGGCAACAGACUGUCAACAAGAACUAUAAUGCAUGAGCAUAUCAUGGAGCUACCAGAGAGGAUAUUAGAUCUUAUGGCUUUAGAGCUAGGAGUUAUAAUGACCUUUAUUAAAUAGCACCCUCCCACAUUACAACAUCCUUUCUGAUUUCUGAUUUAUGGAUUUCUAGUCAUAGAACUAUACAAAAUUUGAAAUGUGUCAGCUGCUGGUUGUGAUUUGUUAUUAAAAACAACUCUAGAAAUGACAUUAAUUGGGAUUCAUAUUUGAUUAGGGUUUGUUAAAUAUAAAAUGUAUAUAUUGGGACUUUUUCAUUGCCUAAUGGGAUCCAAAGUAAAUUUUUGCCCUCUGUGGCUUUUUCACCACAUUAUUUAACAUAUAAUUUUUUGUUUCUCACUAAGUUAUGUGAAGUUAAUAUCUCUAUCAGGAACAAAUACUGUGAGAAAUAUGUUGCACAGUAAAUAUGUUCCAAGAAAUGGAACAAUUUGGUAUUUUAGGGGUAUUAAUUUUGAGUUUCUCCUCCAAUGUGCUACAUUAAUUUUAACACAGUGUCAGAAUGGUACUGCCCAGUAGUGGAGCUAUUUUUAAAAGAAUGUCAGAAUUUCCAUUAACCCCUUGACUCUUUCUCUCUACCUCAGUUUUUAGACUUUGAUCCACUGGAGAUUUCAAAUCACAUUGGUUUGAAACUGGACAGUAGGAAUGCCAGUCUUAUGGAAAUUUUGUUUCGCUGUCAGUUUACAAGCCUUGAGAAAGGAAAAGUCCCGAGAUGCUGCUCGCUCCCGUCGGGGAAAGGAGAAUUUUGAGUUUUAUGAACUGGCUAAACUAUUGCCACUUCCUGCAGCCAUCACCAGCCAGCUUGACAAGGCGUCCAUCAUUCGACUUACAAUUAGCUAUCUGAAAAUGAGGGACUUUGCAAAUCAGGGAGAUCCUCCAUGGAAUUUGAGAAUGGAAGGACCUCCACCCAAUACUUCAGUAAAAGGGAUACAAAUGUGGAAAUCUGAGGUCUGCAUGAGAAAGACACCAUGUGAAGUUAUAGGUGCCCAACGAAGGAGAAGCCCUAGUGCUCUAGCCAUUGAAGUAUUUGAGGCACACCUGGGAAGCCACAUUUUACAGUCCCUGGAUGGAUUUGUAUUUGCACUAAAUCAAGAAGGAAAAUUUUUGUACAUUUCAGAAACUGUCUCCAUCUACCUAGGCCUCUCCCAAGUGGAACUGACAGGCAGCAGUGUGUUUGACUAUGUCCACCCAGGAGACCAUGUGGAAAUGGCAGAGCAGCUGGGCAUGAAGCUUCCGCCCGGACGAGGUCUCCUCUCACAGGGGACAGCAGAGGAUGGAGCCAGCUCAGCGUCUUCAUCUUCUCAGUCUGAGACCCCUGAGCCAGUGGAAUCAACAAGCCCCAGUCUACUAACCACUGACAACACCCUUGAGCGCUCCUUUUUCAUCCGAAUGAAAUCGACUCUGACCAAGCGCGGAGUUCAUAUCAAAUCUUCAGGAUAUAAGGUGAUUCACAUAACAGGCCGGUUACGUCUAAGAGUGUCCUUGUCCCACGGUCGGACAGUCCCCAGCCAAAUCAUGGGUCUCGUAGUGGUUGCUCAUGCUCUGCCUCCUCCUACGAUCAAUGAAGUCCGAAUCGACUGCCACAUGUUUGUUACUCGAGUAAAUAUGGACCUCAAUAUCAUUUACUGUGAAAAUAGGAUUAGUGAUUACAUGGAUCUGACCCCUGUAGAUAUUGUAGGGAAAAGAUGUUACCACUUCAUCCACGCCGAAGAUGUGGAAGGAAUCAGGCAUAGUCACUUAGACUUGCUGAAUAAGGGUCAGUGUGUGACUAAGUACUACCGCUGGAUGCAGAAGAACGGAGGAUAUAUUUGGAUACAGUCUAGUGCUACCAUAGCUAUUAAUGCCAAGAAUGCAAAUGAGAAGAACAUCAUCUGGGUCAAUUAUCUCCUUAGUAACCCAGAAUACAAGGACACUCCAAUGGAUAUUGCGCAACUCCCUCAUCUGCCAGAGAAAACCUCUGAGUCCUCAGAGACCUCGGAUUCUGAAUCAGAUUCUAAAGACAACUCAGAGGACAACGAAAAUUCCAAGUCCGACGAGAAGGGGAACCAAUCCGAGAACAGCGAGGACCCAGAGUCGGACCGGAAGAAGUCCGGCCAUCAGUCGGACAACGAAAUGAACUGUAACGACGACGGCAACAGUUCCAGCAAUCAGGACAGCCGGGACAGCGACGACAGCUUCGAGAACUCGGACUUUGAGACCCAGAAGGCCACCGAAGACAGCUUCGGCACGCUGGGCUCUAUGCAGAUCAAGGUGGAGCGCUACGUGGAGAGCGAGACGGACCUGCGGCUGCAGAACUGCGAGUCGCUGACCUCGGACAGCGCCAAGGACUCUGACAGCGCGGGCGAGGCGAACGCCCAGUCUUCCAGCAAGCACCAGAAGCGCAAGAAGAGGAGGAAAAAGCAGAAGGGGGGCAGCCUGAGCCGCCGCCGGCUGUCCAGCACCUCGAGCCCCAACGGGCUAGACGGCGCGCUGGUGGACCCGCCGCAGCUGCUCUCGUCACCAAACAGUGCCUCAGUGCUCAAAAUCAAAACUGAGAUCUCAGAACCUAUCAAUUUUGAUAACGAUAGCAGUAUUUGGAAUUACCCGCCCAACCGGGAAAUCUCAAGGAACGAAUCGCCCUACAGUAUGACCAAGCCCCCCAACUCCGAGCACUUCCCUUCCCCCCAAGCCAGCAGUAGUUUACACGUCUCCAUUCCAGACUCUGUCCUCACCCCGCCGGGGACCGAGAACACUGCCAGCCGCAAAUCUCAGUUCAGCACCUCAUCCAAUUCGGCCUUGGCCCCCGUCUCCUCCGACCCCCUGUCGCCCCCGCUGUCCGCGUCCCCCCGGGACAAGCACCCCGGCGGGGGCGGCGGCGGGGGAGGCGUCGGGGGUAGCGGGGGCGGCGGGGGCGGCGGGGGCGGUCCCAGCACGUCUUCCAACUCUUUGUUGUACACUGGGGACCUGGAGGCCCUGCAGAGGCUGCAGGCGGGCAACGUGGUGCUGCCUCUGGUCCACAGGGUCACGGGCACCCUCUCCGCCACCAGCACGGCAGCCCAGAGGGUCUACACCACUGGCACGAUCCGCUACGCGCCCGCAGAGGUUACUUUAGCCAUGCAAGGCAACCUGCUCCCCAACACCCACGCGGUGAACUUUGUCGACGUCAACAGCCCCGGCUUCGGGCUGGAUCCCAAAACACCGAUGGAGAUGCUCUACCACCACGUCCACCGACUCAAUAUGUCGGGACCAUUCGGGAGUGCAGUGAGCGGGGCCAGCCUGACCCAAAUGCCGGCAGGGAACGUGUUCACCACGGCCGAGGGACUUUUUUCCACUCUUCCAUUUCCUGUGUACAGCAAUGGUAUUCACACUACACAGACUCUGGAGCGGAAAGAGGAUUGAGACAUGACCACAUUACUGUGUUUCCAGUGUUAUACUCUCGAGGCAUAGACUAUGUUUUAAUUUAGACCCUUAAUUCUAGCACUUUGAAUUUCAGCAGGUCAGCUUAUUCUCUCAAACACGAUGGGUUCCCCCAUUCCAUACCCUUUCUCAUUAACUUGACAUUCUUUAACAUUAAAAAAAAUUUUAAUUUUUUUUAAAAAAAAUUUUUUGUUUGCCUCCAGAGGGUCAGAGUACCAGUUGCCUGCCAUUUUUGUCUUCUUCUGAGAAGUGUGUGUGUGUGUUGUUUUAUUUUUUUUUCCUUUGCAUCUUCAUUGAGAUGCCUUUAAUGUGAGAAUGCCUCUGCCAUAGAAUACUCAGUGUUGUGGUAACGAGAUUUUAAAAAGUGACAACCAUUGGUUUUUUCCUUCGUCAAGAUCUUGAUGUGAUCAAGAUUGAAAGAGACAAGCAUAAACAAUGUGCCCUGUUUGACUAAGUCAAAUGAAAUGGGGUUUUUGUUCCUAAUUCCUUUAAAAAUAGGGGAUAGUAUUUUAGAAUUUUAUGCAGAAUUUAAUUCUCUUUUUAUGAUUAAGAUUUUCUUACUUGCACAUAAAAAUAAUUUGGGUUCUUAAAAACUUAAUUUCUGGCCUGUGACUAGAAUGUUUAAAAAAAAGUUGGACUAAAUGUUAAUUACUGAAACAUUAACUUAAUUUCUAAAACCAUGGUGCUAUCAUUUAUUAAUCUGUAACGUCUUCAUUCAAAAUGCAGCUCAGUGGGCUGGGUUUUGGAAAGGCAUGUGUUCUGUCCUGGUCUGUAGUCAGUUGCUGCAGUCUCCUUGGUUAGUUAAGACAAAGCCCUCAUUAACAUUUGCUGCAGGACUUAAAAUUUUUACCUCCCAACUAACAAACAUAGCCUCACAUUAAAUUUAAUGGGUCAGUAAAGCCUUUUUUAAAAAGCGCUUUCCGAAAACUCAAUUAAACUGACUUGAGGAGCAGUUUUAGGUGCAUACUGUGUUCCGUUGUUUCUUUUCCUUUUUUUCUCAGUCUAACUGAGGCUAAUUUUUCAACUUCAGAUAACACUUUGGAGUAAAAAAAAAAAAAGGAAGAAAACUAUUUAACAUUUUUUUUUUCAUUUGUUGCUAUAGAGGGAAGGUUGUAUUUGGGGGGGGGUUGAUUUGGUUUUCCAGAUUUUUUUUUUUUGUUUUUCUUCUUUUUAGUGUCAAAACCAAUAUGUUUUUAAAACUAAAGAAUGGGUUAAUAAGCUUCAAAUAGAUAACUACAACUGAAAACUGCACAUUAAGUAAAAGAAAAGAAAUCUCCUAUUUUGUCUUUGUUGCCAGAAAUCACGGUGUAGUGUCAAACACUCCAAAUGACUGUCAAGUAUAAAUUCUUCUUCCACUCCAUCUUUGGCAGCUGUUUGUUAAGGCAUCUAAUAACAGAUGUGAGAACUGUAAUGUGUACAAUGUGUACGUGUCCUUGGCUGUCAGUCCCAUUGCAGUUUCAAUGUGUGUUACUAUAUGCAGUAUAUACUAAGCUAAUGUAGUUGUUUUGUCCUUUGUCUUCUCUGUGCUUUAUCUCUAGUCUGGAGUGGUAAAGUCCCAUUCCUGCAGUCCUAGUGAACCAGUGAUUCUUGGGGGUUAGUGGUUUUUUGUGUGGUGGCCUUCCUCUGUAACGUCACCUUAUGCUGCUUCCACUGUCUGUAUACCUUCUUUGAUUUCUGCUGUUGCUUUGCUGUUGUAUAUUCUCCCACUGCUCCUUUCUUUCUCCUCCUCUUUUGUCUCCCCCUUUCUCUCCCUCUUUCCUUCCUCUAAACUUCCCCACCCCCUUUUCAUUCUCAGAGAUAAAAAGACUCUUAACUAGCUCAAGGUUAAUGGAGCCAUUUUUUUCCCACAGAGGAAUUCUGGGUAUGACUUACUCUUCAAGUGUGCCAUGCAAUGCGCUGAAGAGUGAUGCUCAGAUAUAUUAAACAAAUUGAUGCCAUAUCGCCUCAGUUGUUAACAUUCCCAGAGUCCCUUGUGCUCUAAAUGUAAGCAGAGGGUGCUUUUCUUUGGUUUUCUCCCAGCUUGGCCAAUGGAGCAAUAUAUAGGAUAAUUACCAGUGAGGUAGAAUAUUUUUCCAAAAGGUCAGCCAACACUGUUAAUUAAGAAAAAGAGGGGAAACUGAGCUUUAGGAUUGUCAUGUAUAUUUACUUAUGUGUGCAAUGCUAAUCUAGUAACUCAGCUGUCCUUUAAUUGUUACUGGGUUAAGCCAAUUCCUCUUGUAGCUUUGAAUUUGAGGCAUCAGGCCUAACCCAAGGUGGAAUAAUAGCAAAAACAAAUUAAAUUAAGAAAAUUGGAUGCCACAAAUUUCAAUGAUGAGCUUAUAAAGGAUUUUUUGAAGGAUUAAAGUAGGUUUUUAAAAAGCCAAGAAUGCUGAUUGAGAAAUUUAAAGUUUAAUUUUGGAAGCUCUACUCUAGCUAUUGAACAAUCAAAGGAAUGCACCUAUCAGCUACAAAGAACAGCUAGACAGCUGUUGUUUUGUUUUUGUUUUUUUUUUUUUUUUUUAUAAAUGUUUCUGUGUUGUGUCAAAAUGAUUUCUGGUGAUUUAAACUAACAGAUAAUCACAGCUGCUGUCUAAAUCCAUAGUGUUUAAAAUUACAAAAUGAAAAAAAAAAAACUUCAUUACCUGUGAAGACUGUGUCUGUGUUUUUAACUAUUUCUUGUACAAAUAUAUGAAAUCUUUUAUGAGGAGACUGGUGCCAAGUAGCUGAAUAAUGGGGAAAGGGAUAUUCUGUUCGUAUAAAUCUUAGCGGUGUUACCAACUCUACAAUAUAAAAAAAAAUUAAAAUGUUAAAAAGCGACAGCUAUGGUACAUUUAUUUUGUGUUAAGCUAACCGAAUCUAACUUCUUGAGUGCCUGGCUUAUUUUGAGACAUUUUUUUCAUUGACCAUUGAUAAUGCUGCAAAUCAGAAAUGUACAUACUUCAUUUACAACAGGGUUCUUUUUAUACUUUUGUAGAUCCUCAUACAUGUCACAUACAUGGUUGUCUUUAUGUAACUUAAUUUUUUCAUCCGCAGGUGCCAUUUUCAUAAUAAACUUCUCUUGGAUUUGUUACUA
Molecule: messenger RNA, 8085 nt
Organism: Sarcophilus harrisii (Tasmanian devil)
Lineage: Eukaryota; Metazoa; Chordata; Mammalia; Dasyuromorphia; Dasyuridae
Gene: NPAS3
Product: neuronal PAS domain protein 3
Exons: 12
Coding region: 2283-5015 (910 amino acids)
Biological process (GO): regulation of transcription by RNA polymerase II
Molecular function (GO): RNA polymerase II transcription regulatory region sequence-specific DNA binding; protein dimerization activity; DNA-binding transcription factor activity, RNA polymerase II-specific
Source: RefSeq, a predicted model, not a curated record